AGGUAGUAGAUGUUGAUACCAGUAGCUGUUUUUAGAGGGUACACAUCGAUAACAUUAUCAAGAGAACAAUAUUAUGGUCUAGAGUUUAUACCAUUUCUAAACGUUUGCUAGAACUCCUGAACCUUGCAAUGCAGGCCUGUAGUAUGCCAGAUUUGCAAAACGAGUUUUCAUCUUUAUAUUUAUCGUGUCGCACGACUCCAAGAGGUAUCCCCAACUCGAGCCCACCCAGAAGUUACUUAACCUGCCAAGAAACAGAUAGAAACAGGGACAUUCAGCAGCCUGAUAGUCCUAGGCGAGCUACGUAUCCACUUGCCUCACCUUCCCGCCGUCGCCGCAGCAACUUAUGUAUGGAUUGUGAAGUUGACUCUUGGGCUCAGUUCAGACGACGAAGUAGCACAAAUCCUCUCUCAACAAGCAGCCUGGUGUUAAACGGUCAUCGCCUUCGUCGCUUUAGCGUCACCCCUAAGAGGAUAGUUCAUUUGGGUGACCUGGUCAGGGAUCGAUCCCGUUCUGACAUAGAACCUUACGAUAGAAGUUGUAGCGACGCCAGCGAUUAUCUUUCCUCAGCGAGUUCUAGCCGCAGAGGUAGUAACCUCUCCCGGCACAGUGUGGUGAUCAUUGGAGGAGAGAAUGUCGGAAAAACAAGUCUUAUCUACAACUUCUUGAAUUCAGAUUACUUGACUGGAUGUGAGAGCUACCAAGCGAAUCCAGAGGACGACGUGGAAAGAUCUGUUUCCGUGCUUAUUGAUGAGGAAGAGACUGAGUUAAUCUUCCAAUCCAUUUCCUCCUCGGAAGUUACGGUGGACGACACAAUGUUUUCCUUCACAGAUGCCUUCCUAGUGUUGUACUCGAUGACCGACAGAGAUAGUUUCGAAGAUGCAGGACGAACUCUGGCUCUUUUGCGGUAUUUAGGAACAAAAUUGACUAAGGAUAUAAUGGGUCCUGUGGGUCCUGAUGCUUUUCCAAAAGCUCUCAUUCUGGUCGGAAAUAAAUGCGACUUAGUUCGUAGUAGAGCAGUCACUGAGGAAGAGGGCCGAAUCUUAGCGAACAAAUACAAUAUUAAGUUCAUCGAAACGUCUGUAGCAAUAGCGCACAACGUAGAUGAACUGCUAGUUGGGAUCGUUAGCCAGAUCCGUCUGAGGUCGAGUGUAACGAAUGACGACAGCCCCAUCUACAGGUCAAGACGUCUAAGUGGAAAGGCCCGUGGUUUGAUGAGCAAAUUUUUACACAAAUGUGAACUGAAAGUUAGAUCGUGCGAUAAUCUCUAUGUUCUGUGAUAUUCUAAAAACUGUAUCCUAAUAUGAUGAUAUCUUUGAAGUCAUAUCAUGUGCCUCAUUUUUUUAGUGUGAUCUUUACAACUGUAGUAAUUGAUGCAGUUGUAUCAUGUCAAUAUAUUCUG
Molecule: messenger RNA, 1399 nt
Organism: Limulus polyphemus (Atlantic horseshoe crab)
Lineage: Eukaryota; Metazoa; Arthropoda; Merostomata; Xiphosura; Limulidae
Product: GTP-binding protein GEM-like
Exons: 4
Coding region: 129-1277 (382 amino acids)
Cellular component (GO): plasma membrane
Molecular function (GO): calcium channel regulator activity; GTP binding; GTPase activity
Source: RefSeq, a predicted model, not a curated record